AUGAAGAUUUUCAGCACCCUCACUAGCCUAGCCCUCAUAUCCGCCGCAACCGCCGGCACGAUCGUGAGAUGGCACGGAUGCGUCGAAGGCGAAUACAAGCAAACCAUCACAGACGGGUCCAGCUGCGCCGCCGUAAGCGGCUUCCUGAACACCAAUCUAUGCAGGGUGGAAGUGCCCCCGCCAGGAAGGGAUCACUGCACGUUCUACACCAAUGGCUGCUGGAACCCGUUUGAUGGCGAUACCUACGAGUGCAGGGCUGGAGAGGCCUGCGAUACGAGAGCCUGGAAGGCGAUUGCUUCUUAUAAAUGCUGGACUGAGUAG
Messenger RNA from Aspergillus puulaauensis, 321 nucleotides. RefSeq lists its product as uncharacterized. The record is from RefSeq and is a predicted model, not a curated record. NCBI's taxonomy places the organism in Eukaryota, Fungi, Ascomycota, Eurotiomycetes, Eurotiales, Aspergillaceae. The transcript has a single exon. The coding region runs from base 1 to 321 and encodes 106 amino acids.